AUGACACUUUUUCUUAGUCUUCAAGGUGGUUUAACGUUAGUUCUGGGAUGGAUCUGUCCAAAACUGAUUCUAACUGUAGUGAAAAUGUCUGAAUAUUAUCGUAGAAAACACAGAAUAUCAAUCCAUCCGAUGCAUUCACUUUCAAUCACAUCAGAUCGUCUCGAAUGCAUUGCUGAUCUUCAAACAUCCAAACGAACAACUGUUUCAUCAACUUGGCGUUAUUCGAAACUAAUCUUGUUAGUUGUUUCAUUGAUAUUACUGUUGAUCAGUAUUGUGAUAUUUUCCGUUUAUUAUGCGAGAAAAGGUAGAAGAAUUCAGUUUUUUGAUAAUUAUGCAGAAAUAUUGUCUUGA
Messenger RNA from Adineta ricciae, 351 nucleotides. The record is from the annotation of a GenBank genome assembly. Lineage: Eukaryota; Metazoa; Rotifera; Eurotatoria; Adinetida; Adinetidae.